CUGAUACGAUGAACAACUCAACAACAUCUUAUGCCGGCUAUAAUGCUGGAUUCCAGCUGGGUCAAAAUGUUGGUCAAAUAAAUAACAAUUACUAUAAUCAACUAGAUGAUUCAAAGGCUAUCAACCCUGAGCUUGAUAAGCAGAGAAUCGAAAAGGAGAAAGGUGGCCUUCUUCGAGACUCUUACCGCUGGGUGCUCGAUCACGAUGAUUUCAAAAAUUGGAGAUACACUGCAGGCAAUCAAUUUCUCUGGAUCAAAGGUGAUCCUGGUAAAGGCAAGACAAUGCUAAUUUGUGGUAUUAUCAAUGAGCUUUUAGAGAAAGCUAGCCAAGAUGAUAUUAAUAUUGUCUACUUCUUCUGUCAAGCCACCAAUACUCGUAUAAACAGUGCUACAGCGAUUUUACAAGGACUUGUUACUAUGCUUGGGAAGCAACAGCCUCUACUUCAGAACCACAUUCCUGCGAAAUUUCUUAACAAUGAGAAUGGGUGGUUCGAACUACGCAGUGUCUUUCGGAAGAUACUCCGAGAUCCAGCUAUGAAGAAGACCUACCUAAUGAUUGAUGCACUGGAUGAUCGAAACUGGCCGAUUAUCGAGAAAUAUCUUGAUAAUACAAAAGGAAUCAGAAUUCAGCUUGAGCUGAACCAAGACAAUCUAGCUGCUGCUGUUGACUACUUUAUCAAGUAUAAAGUAGAGGAGUUGUCAAAGAGAAACAGAUACACCCUUGAAAAGAGAAAGAUGGCUGAAAAUCACUUAUACUUACAGAAAAAGCUUAAGGAUUUCCCUCCUGGGCUUGAUGAAUUUUAUCAUCGAAUGUUCAGCAAUAUUCAGGACUUGAAUGAUGAUGUUGAGCUAUGUCUGUCAUUGCUCGGAAUCAUCAUAACUGUCUAUCGUCCUAUCACAUUAGACGAGUUAUUAUUAUAUCUUGAAUCACAGGACGAGGUUACCUACGAUGAUCUCAGAGAGAUUGUGAAACUCUGUGGAUCCUUUCUUACUCUUCAAAAUCAAACAAUCACCUUAGUUCAUCAAUCUGUACAAGACUUUUUACUGAAACACACAUCUCACAGUAUUGCACCUUAUGGAAUACAGAAGAUAUACUACUCUCUCUUCUCUAAGUCUUUGGAAAGUCUUCAUACAAAAUUACAACGGAAUAUAUAUAAUCUUAGAGAUCCUGCAGUUUCUAUUAUUCAGAUUAGCCAGCCAGAACCAGAUCCGCUGGGCACAGUUCGGUACGCAUGUGUGUACUGGACAGAUCAUCUCAAUGACUACUUCAGCGAUAAAGAGACAAGUAUACAAAUCUCAGAUACGAUGCUUCUCGAUACUUUUCUCCGUCAGGAUCUACUCCAUUGGCUUGAAGCUCUUAGCUUGACCAGAGAGUUAUCAGAAGGAGCUAAAUCAAUGCUAAAGCUUAAAGAAUUAUUAUUGAAGACAAUGACAAGAGAUACAGAAGUGAUCUCAAGAGUUCAAGAUGCGUACCGUUUUAUUAUAUACCACAGAGCAAUGAUAGAGAAUUAUCCACUUCAAGUAUAUGCUUCUGCCAUGAUUUUCAGCCCACAAAGCUGUAUCACAAGACGUCAAUUCAAGCCUAAGGUCUUACAGUGGAUAAGUGAGAAACAUAUCGUGGAAGAACACUGGAGCGCCUGCCUGCAGACGCUUGAGGGUUAUGAAUCUGUGGUCUUCUUAUAUGACUCUAAGCUGCUGGCCUCUGCUUCUCGAGACAAGACUAUCAAGCUGUGGGAUGCCGACAGCGGCGCCUGCCUACAGACGCUCGAGGGUCAUAGGGGCUUGAUCAAGUCUGUGAUCUUCUCACAUGACUCCAAGCUACUGGCCUCUGCUUCCCAGGAUAAGACUAUUAAGCUAUGGGACGCCGACAGUGGCACCUGUCUGCGGACGCUUGAGGGUCAUAAAGACUGGGUCAAGUUAGUGGUCUUCUCACAUGACUCUAAGCUGCUGGCCUCUGCUUCUCAAAACAAGACUGUCAAGCUGUGGGAUGCCGGCAGCGGCGCCUGUCUGCAGACGCUCGAGGGUCAUGAAUUUGUAGUCUUCUCGCAUGACUCUAAGCUGCUGGCCUCUGCUUCUCGAGACAAGACUGUCAAACUGUGGGAUACUAGCAGCGGCACCUGCCUGCAGAUGCUCGAGGGUCAUAAGAGCUCGAUCAAGUCUGUGAUCUUCUCGUAUGACUCCAAGCUGCUGGCCUCUGCUACCCAAGAUAAGACUGUCAGGCUAUGGGAUGCCAGCAGUGGCGCCUGCCUACAGACGCUCCGGGGUCAUAAUAAGCUAGUCUGCUGUACCGUCAAGCUGUGGGACGCCAGCAGCAGCAGCGCCUGCCUGCAGACGCUUGAGGGUCAUAAUAAGUCAGUCCGGUCUAUAGUCUUCUCGCAUGACUAUAAGCUACUAGCCUCUGCGUCCCGCGACGAGACCAUCAAGCUGUGGGAUGCUGGCAGCGGUGCCUGCCUACAGACACUUAAAGGUCAUAAAGACUGGAUUGGAUCUGUAGUUUUCUCGCAUAACUCCAAGCUGCUAGCCUCUGCGUCUGACGACCGGACUAUUAAGCUGUGGGAUGCUGGGAGCGGCGCCUGCCUGCAGACGCUCGAGGGUCAUAAAGACUGGGUCCGGUCUGUGGUCUUCUCGCAUGACUCUAAGCUGCUGGCAUCUGCUUCCGAGGACGGGACCGUUAAGCUGUGGGACACCGGCUGCGGCACCGGCAGCGGCGCCUGCUUGCGGACACUGAAGGGUCAUAAUAAAUCGGUCUACACUGUAGUCUUUUCGCAUGACUCUAAGCUGUUGGUCUCUGCUUCCGACGACCAAACCGUCAAGCUCUGGAAUGCUGGCAGCGGCGCCUGCCUGCAGACCUUCGAGGGUCACGGUGACUCGGUCAUAAAGCUUGAUAUUAUCAAAUCAAGUCUUGAAACUAGCAUGGGUAUCUUAACCUCGUCUUUCCUUACCGACUCGAGUUUCUCCCAAACAAGUCCUGAAGGACUGCAUUCUCAGGGAUUCGGAAUAAGUUCCGAUCGUACCUGCAUUACAUGGAACUCAGUCAAUCUGUUAAAGUUGCCAUCGAUAUUCAAAGUGACAGCCACCGCUAUAACAGAAUCGGCCAUUUGUGUUGGUUGUCAUUCAGGACGAGUGCUUAUAUUGAGCUCCGAUCAUCAGUAA
Messenger RNA from Aspergillus saccharolyticus JOP 1030-1, 3152 nucleotides. Its product is annotated as YVTN repeat-like/Quino protein amine dehydrogenase. Gene Ontology annotation, molecular function: protein binding. The record is from RefSeq and is a predicted model, not a curated record. Lineage: Eukaryota; Fungi; Ascomycota; Eurotiomycetes; Eurotiales; Aspergillaceae. The transcript has 6 exons. The coding region runs from base 9 to 3152 and encodes 1047 amino acids.